Colletotrichum graminicola M1.001 is the source of this 774-nucleotide messenger RNA. RefSeq names its product MFS hexose transporter. The coding region runs from base 1 to 774 and encodes 257 amino acids. The record is from RefSeq and is a predicted model, not a curated record. The transcript has 2 exons. Gene Ontology annotation, biological process: carbohydrate transport; transmembrane transport. Gene Ontology annotation, cellular component: membrane. Lineage: Eukaryota; Fungi; Ascomycota; Sordariomycetes; Glomerellales; Glomerellaceae. Gene Ontology annotation, molecular function: carbohydrate:proton symporter activity.
AUGCCCGAGUCGCCGUGGUGGCUGGUCAACAAGGGUGACACGCAGGAGGCCGCUAGAUCUCUAAGCCGUCUCGGAUACGAUACUGUCCAGGCCGAGAAGCGACUUUCCGUUAUUACUCGGACUCUUGCCGAGGUGCGUAAGGAAACUGAGGGUGCUAGCUUCGCCGAGUGCUUCCGCAAGCCAAACCUUCGCCGAACCAGCAUUUCUGUUGCUCCCUUGAGCAUACAAGCUUUGUGUGGCGCUUUUUUCGUCUCCGCUUACUCAACAUACUACCAGCAGCUUGCUGGAUACUCUGCGAAAAAAAGCUUUACACUUGCAAUUGUACAACAGGUUCUCUCUAUGCUCGGGAAUAUCACCUCCUGGUUCCUUAUUGACAAGGUCGGUCGCCGCGGCCUCACAUUUUGGGGCAUGUGCACAUUCACCAUCCUUUUGAUGAUAACCGGCGGUUUGGCUGUCACGUCCACACCUGGAGCUAUAAAAGUAGCUGUUGCUUUGCUGUUGGUGUAUUGCUUCAUCUACAAUAUUACAAUUGGCGCGGUAGCCUACUCUCUAUUGACCGAAAUCGCAACUUUGCGUCUUCGAGCCAAGACUGCAGCCAUUGCUCUAGCUCUUCAAAACGGACUCUUCACUAUGUGGGCAUUUAUUAUCCCAUUCCUUUUUAAUCCCGAUCAGGCAGACCUUGGAGCCAAAGUGGCAUUUAUAUUUGGUGGCCUUUUGGUAUUAUCCACGGUAUAUCUCUGGUUUUACCAACCUGAAGUUGCUGGAAGAUCAUAA